AUGAAGAAGCUGAAGAAAUACUAUCUGCAUCUGAAGCACCCACAUGCAAUGGAGAGAAAAUGGAUGUUCCCAAUCGCAAUCGGCUCCGUUUUCGCACUCUUCAUCGUUUUCCUCACCACCUUAACCUCCCCUGACGGCACGCCGCUCGUCCCCCUCCUCCGCUACUACUCACGCUCGGCGGCCGCCGCCGCCGUCUUCGUCGAGUCGAAGCUCCGGCCCAUCCCUGUCUCCGCCCUCCUCCCUCCGCCUCGCUUCGCCUACUCAAUCUCCGGCUCCUCCGGGGACGGUACCAUGCUCCGCCGCACGCUUGAGGCCGUCUACCAUCCCAGAAAUCGCUACGUCGUGCACCUCGAUGCGGACUCCUCCGCCGAGGAGCGCCUCGAUCUGUGUAACUACGUAAAUACCCACCCCGUUUUUCUCAGAUUCAGAAAUGUGCGGAUGAUCUCCAGGGCCAAUUUGGUCACCUACCGGGGGCCGACGAUGGUCGCGAACACGCUGCACGCUGCGGCGAUUUUGCUGAAGGAAUUUGGGGAUUGGGAUUGGUUUAUUAAUCUCAGUGCAUCUGAUUAUCCACUGGUUACUCAAGAUGAUCUACUGCACGCAUUUUCAGACUUGCCAAGGGAUCUGAAUUUCAUUGACCAUACCAGUAAUAUUGGCUGGAAAGAGUUCCAGAGGGCGAAACCAGUUAUUGUUGACCCAGGGUUGUACAUGACGCAAAAAGCUGAUGUUUUUUGGAUUACACAGCGAAGAAGUGUGCCGACUGCAUUUAAACUUUAUACAGGAUCUGCCUGGAUGGCGCUCUCUCGGCCUUUCAUUGACUACUGCAUAAGGGGGUGGGACAGCCUACCACGUACAGUUCUGAUGUACUAUGCCAACUUCCUAUCUUCCCCCGAAGGCUAUUUCCACACCGUAAUUUGUAAUUCCAAGGACUUCCGCAACACAACUGUCAACAGUGACCUUCACUUCAUAUCGUGGGACAACCCUCCAAAGCAGCACCCUCACUAUCUUACCCUCAAUGACAUGCGGAGGAUGGUCAAAAGCAAUGCGCCCUUUGCGAGGAAAUUUCACCGUCAUGAUUUGGUGCUCGACCGAAUAGAUACAGAAUUAUUGUCCCGUGGGCCUGGGAUGCUCGUGCCGGGAAGUUGGUGCCUGGGUGUUCCAGGGAAUGGGUCUGAUCCAUGUUUACUUAUGGGUAAUAGUACCGUGAUUCUUAGGCCUGCGGAGGGGGCUGAGAGGUUGAGAGAGCUUUUAGUGUCCCUUUUGUCCGAUGAUAAUUUUAGGCGACGGCAGUGUAAAUAG
Molecule: messenger RNA, 1299 nt
Organism: Striga hermonthica
Lineage: Eukaryota; Viridiplantae; Streptophyta; Magnoliopsida; Lamiales; Orobanchaceae
Source: the annotation of a GenBank genome assembly